Messenger RNA from Lindgomyces ingoldianus, 536 nucleotides. RefSeq lists its product as uncharacterized. Lineage: Eukaryota; Fungi; Ascomycota; Dothideomycetes; Pleosporales; Lindgomycetaceae. The record is from RefSeq and is a predicted model, not a curated record. The transcript has 2 exons. Bases 179 to 358 code for a protein of 59 amino acids.
CGGACUCAUACGGCAACCCAACGAUCGACAAAUCUAGGUGCAGAAACGGACAAGGACUCACAGUAAGCCAAAGCAAUUGGCGAGAGCUUUUUGAGGCCUUUCACGGGUUCCAUUCCAGCCUCUAUCAACAAACUUUUCAACUCUCUUACCAUUGACUGCGAGGAACAAAUUGCAAGAUAUGGGCUGUUUCAAUAGUAAACCCUCGCGUGGUAACGAAACAUCAGCCGCGAAUUAUGCAGGCACUGGAUAUGUAGCUGGGGAUGCAGGGGGAGGUCAUCAUGGUGGUGGAGGUCAUCAUACGUAUGGAGGGGAUGGAGGAGCUGGUGGAGGAGACGCUGGUGGAGGUGGGGGAGGUUGAGGUCAAUUGACUUCGAAGAGGUUUCACAGCUGUACACAACGUUUGGCCGGGGUUGAACCCCAAUUUUAUGUGAUCAGGAUAAGGAUCAGGAUAAAGAAAACGUUCUCAAGCAAUCUUCGAAAUUCCUUGUUGGUCAUUUUGACAAAAUCUCCAUUAUCAGAAUUCAAUUAGUCAUAUA